Salvia splendens (bonfire salvia) is the source of this 935-nucleotide messenger RNA. RefSeq names its product GTP-binding protein YPTM2. The transcript is spliced from 8 exons. Bases 98 to 709 code for a protein of 203 amino acids. The record is from RefSeq and is a predicted model, not a curated record. NCBI's taxonomy places the organism in Eukaryota, Viridiplantae, Streptophyta, Magnoliopsida, Lamiales, Lamiaceae. Gene Ontology annotation, molecular function: GTPase activity; GTP binding.
CCCUCUUUAUAGAAUCGGUGCCGCGAAAAUUGAAAUUUUCCAUCCAUUCUCACUCCGAUCAUCUCAUUCGUAUCACUAUUCAGCACUAACGCCGGCCAUGAAUCCUGAAUAUGACUACCUGUUUAAGCUUCUGCUGAUUGGAGAUUCCGGUGUAGGGAAGUCAUGCCUUCUUCUGAGGUUUGCUGAUGACUCAUAUCUUGAGAGUUACAUUAGUACCAUUGGUGUAGACUUUAAAAUACGCACAGUGGAGCAGGAUGGAAAAACGAUUAAGCUGCAAAUAUGGGAUACAGCUGGACAAGAACGUUUUAGGACAAUUACUAGCAGUUACUACCGUGGUGCUCAUGGUAUCAUUGUAGUUUAUGACGUGACUGAUCAAGAGAGUUUCAACAAUGUGAAGCAAUGGUUGAAUGAAAUUGAUCGAUAUGCAAGUGACAAUGUUAAUAAGCUUCUUGUUGGAAACAAGAGUGAUCUCACCUCCCAGAAAGUUGUCUCCACUGAGACAGCCCAGGCAUUUGCUGACGAAAUUGGGAUACCAUUCAUGGAAACAAGUGCUAAGAAUGCUACUAAUGUGGAGCAGGCUUUCAUGGCUAUGUCUGCUUCCAUCAAGAACAGGAUGGCGAGUCAACCAGCGAUGAAUAACGUUCGACCUCCAAGCGUGCAAAUUAGAGGACAACCCGUUAACCAAAAAACCGGCUGCUGCUCCAACUGAAAUCUUAAGCCGUGCGUUUGGUUGACAUCAAUUUGUCUUAAAAUUGGAGCUUGAACUAGUUAGGGGUUUAGGAAGAAGACUUCAUAAUCGUUACCUGUUUUAUCUGUGAACCACUUCUAUGCUCAAAUAUCCAUCAUUUUUUAUAAUGUUUUGUCAAGGAAGGAAAGUGUGUACAAAGUAACGUUAUUGGUCAGAACCAGUGUUACCGUUCUCUGUCGGAAUUCAA